Molecule: messenger RNA, 4020 nt
Organism: Haliotis rufescens (red abalone)
Lineage: Eukaryota; Metazoa; Mollusca; Gastropoda; Lepetellida; Haliotidae
Product: proton channel OtopLc-like
Exons: 9
Coding region: 135-2582 (815 amino acids)
Biological process (GO): proton transmembrane transport
Cellular component (GO): membrane
Molecular function (GO): proton channel activity
Source: RefSeq, a predicted model, not a curated record
GGGAGGUAGCAAUGCCACGUGACCAACGCUAUCCUUCGGCGGCAGGGGUAGCGGUUUUCUUUGUCUCAGGACUGCAGUGAAGCGAUGUAGUGGGUUGCUAGGGUUUUGACUGGGAAGCGGGACAAGGUUAUUCUAUGGAUAACUCCAGUGACACAUCCGGGGAAGCUCCGGAUCUGGAAGCACGCGAGGACAUGGCCUGCCAGGAAGGCAUGGAUGCUGGAGAGGACUUUAGCACUUUUGAAAGAAGUGAACGUGUUGUCACCAGUUCCCCCGAUCUAGCAAAAGGGGGAGGGAUGGAUGGACAGGGAGAACUACCCAUGCCACCCAUUGUCCGGCAAGGUCCGGUUGCCAUGGAUACGGAUUCGGACACCGGCACGGACAGUGAUGCAAUGAUGGACAGGGGUGGACAAGGUACCGACGACACUACCAGCACAUCUGAAUCGGAAGACACACAAAUCUGGGUGCCCGUAGGCCGCCAGCACAGUAGUGGACAAUCGGGUUCGGAGUCUCUGGAGAGGUACUCAGCCAAAAGCUCCACCCCCGGGGAGAACUCUCUGGAUCGCCCCUGCCCCCGCCGCCCUGUCCCCUAUUACGCUACGAUGAGCAAUGGGGGUACAUUAGGAGCAGAUUCACGGUCGAGUGGCGAGGGAGGGAGGACCUACCAUGCUCCCUUUGUCAAUAACCUCCAGCCUAACCUGCCCCGCAGGAUCAACAUUAUGAGAGAGGAGAGACAAGGCAUCACUGUGAACAUGGCAAGCGAGGCACCUAGCUUCUCCCACUCGCUACCUAAUGGGGAUUCAGGUAUAUGCCAAGAUGGGAGUGAGGCAAGUCCCACGACAGCCGAAGAUGCAUUCCUCCCCGACACCCCUCCUCCCACCCCCAUUUACAAACAACGGAGGGGGAACGCCAGUAGGUCGUCAUAUGACCAUGUGAUACAGGAACCUCUCAUUGACAGCCUGUUCGUCAACCUCAGCGCCCUGUAUGCCAUGUUCGUGAUUGUGCUUGGUUUUGUCAUUCCGAUCUCGGAGACUUUCACCACCGAACCUCGGGCCUAUCUGUUUCAGGGCUUCUACAUCUACCUGUACGCCGUCAGCGUCCUCUUCCUCUUCUUCAUGUACAUCUUCGUCCUGAGAACCCACAGAUGCAGCUGCAGGUGCCCGUGUAAGAAGAGACGACGUCGGGAUCCUCUCAUAGCGGCACUGCAGGACAAGGACUUCAAGAACAGAUUCACCUUCUCUGAUGCAGCACACUCACACACUGGCAGCUUCUACCUCAGACUUGGUGCAGUCGGGUUCGGCAUCGGCAGUAUGAUAAAGAGUGGUCUACAGUUCGGCGAUUUCUUCGAGAGUGACGUCAUGUCCAGCUGUCGGGAUAUCGUGCACGGCAUCUGUCCCAUCAUCCACCUCGUCUUCACCUUCUCACAGCUGUACUUCGUCUUCCUCAACUCCAAGAUAUGCAUCCAGCGUUUCAAGAUUCUGUCGCGUUUUGGCGUGAUGCACCUGGUUGCCACGAACAUAUGUGUUUGGGUGGAGAACAUAGUGGAGGAGACGUUGGUGGAGCUGCAGCAGCAUGUCAGCGAGAUGAGGCUGGGACAGGGGCCUCUCAUCAUCAGGAACAUCUCCGUCAGGGUCCACUCGGCGAACAGGUCCAGCACAAUAGCAACUCCUCAACCAGCAUUUACGACGACAACUACGCCGUCGCCGGGACGACAGUGCCAUCAGGAGAGUCUGAUGAAGAAUGUAGUGGAGAGGUCGGGACCUUAUCUCUACCCAUGCAGUAUUGAAUACAGUCUCAUCUGCGCAGGUAUUCUGUUCGUCAUGUGGCGAAACAUCGGCAAACGGGGGAUCAAUCGAGAACAGGAAGAACAGAGGGAGGCUAAGGCCAAGGCUCAACGCCUUAGCCUCGACUGUACAGGCUCAAGUCGAGGCUUAUUCCUUGGCAUCCUCGUAUUGGUAGCUGUCGUCAUUUCCGUCAUAACGUUCUUCGUUCUGAUUGGCUCCCACGAGCGAAACGAAGCAGCUAUUAUGGUUGAGCAUCUCUCAGAAAUCGUCAUCUACAUACUCACCUCGUUGGCUGUAAUUUUAGCAUUCUACAAGAUGCAGGGUCUCCGAUUCCGACUCGAGAAAUCUCUGGAUUUGGAAGAAUCUCUUAUUCUCAUAUCUCUGCUUGGAAUCUACACGUUUUCUCUAUUCAGCAUAAUCUCAGCAGCCUUCAUUUCCGCGCAAGCGCAGAGCCUCCUUAUCAUUAUUUCCAGCGUUCUGCGCAUGUUUCAAGCUACCGUACAGACUGUGUUUAUCAUGAAUGCUCUAAGGAGGUAUGCAUAUGUCAAAGACCACGAGAGACGGAAACCAGGGAGGGAAUUUGUUACGUUUUUGCUGGUCUCAAAUAUUGCCCUGUGGGGCAUAAACACAUUUGAAGUCCAGCAAUCAGAAGCUAACCCUAUUCAAAUUGACUUUUUUGGAGUGUUGCCAUGGAAUAUCUUCACACAUAUAUCCAGCCCGUUAGCUAUCUUUUAUCGUUUUCAUUCGACCGUGUGUUUAUCAAACAUAUGGAAACAUGCUUGGAAGCGGAAACGUGCUUGAACAAAGGGAGAUAAAUCUGAUCUUCAUGACACUUGGGUAAUUUAUAAAACUGGAUCAUAAGGCAAGCUUAUCACAGUGUUACCUCAUGAAAUACCUUACCUCAAUUAAUCGAAAUGUGCUUACAAUGAAAUGAUCAUUUUUAUUAGUCACUGUAAUGGCGUAUAGCAGUGUCGGGCAGAUCUGGUUUCUUACCCACUUCAAGCAUGUGUCAUACCCUGUUACUGGCAAAAACAAACUUGUUUAGCCAAUCAAAUGCCAUGUUUCAUAUGUCCAAAACCCCGUUCAUCCGGACAACUAUUAAGAGAACAAUCGGAUUAAAGAGGUCAACCUUACAACCUGCUGCAAUGGUGGAUAACUAACAAGAACAGUGGUGAUGCGGCCUUAAUCCAAUUGUGGGUUCUGGUAAAGAGUAUAGUAUCCUUACCUGUUUUCAUCCACAUUAGCAUUACUUAUUUACAAUCUAUGGAUACAUGUGAUGGCAGUAUACUAUAGACAGGCUCCAUGUACAAGAUGAAUCGAAUGGUUUUUCAUUGGAGAUCCGUAAUCAGAGCUAUACUGAUAUAAAUUAAAUGCAAAGAGAAAUGUAGAGAACUGGUGGCAUGAAAGGCAGGCAUUACAAAAAAGUCGUGUGAAGCAGCGGAAAAGAAGAAACGGUUCAAGGGAAGCAACUCUUGCUAGUAUGCGACAUCCGAGGAGGAAGUUAUAUUGUGGAACUCUUUGUGAACAGGAUUUACAAUGAACUGAUCUAACAACCUUCUACCACAUCACUUAAGAUUGACAGAUGGCUUUGAAUUCAAAACUCAACAUUCGGUGUUCCAUCCUCGCUUAUCUAGUGCAAAUAAUAAAAUGGACACAUAAUACACUGAAUAAUCGAGGAUGGUGAGGCUAACAUGACAAGCAAAGUGACUUUUGAUUGGUUUACGAAACCGUCGACUAAAUGUUUUAAUAAUAUGCUUUCUUAAAACUAAUUUUAGGAAAUUUGAAAGUAGGGGAAGGUAAAUAAGCAUUUGACUUGAUAUAUGUUAUGUCACCAAUCAAAAAUACUUAUACAAGAUCCCUUUAGGUGUUUCGACACCCGGUCAUAUGGUAUUGGAAAAUCCGUGAACCAGUUGAAUGUAAAAAAGAAAACCUCCUCAGGUCCUGCAAUGAGCAUGAAAAUGAACAUAACAAUGAACAUAACAAUGAACAUAACAAUGGACAUGACAAUGGACAUGACAAUGAAAACCACAGAUACAUUUGACUGAAGAUUGACAAAGGAGUUUUUUCUACCUCCUGAAAUUGUUGAACUGUCGAACUUGAUACAGCUUUUAAGAUUCGAAUGGAAUUUACAGGGAUUGAAUCAGCGUUCGAAACCGAAACCGUGAAUCACUAAAGACAAAUAUGUGUUGCUCAAUGUGUUUUUAAGUUUAUUUGGCAUUCAGCUAUUAUGAUCAGUCGA